AUGCCACAUUUACGCAGUUAUCAUGAAUUCAUUGAUUUACCCAUCAUUUUCUAUAAAACAAUAGGCGAAGAGAUUUAUGCGCAUCGUUCCACCAAUAAACAACUAAGCUUGCUGUACGUGAUUUACUUUUAUGUUGGUUUCAUCAACUUCAAUCUCUUGUCAUUAGCUGAAGGUGUGUACUUCGUAAAUGGAUUAAAAGAUCCAGCAACACAAAUGGUUGCCUUUGGCGUUGCACCUUGCAUCGGCUUCUCGUUCAUGGUGGACUUCAAGCAAGGAGCACUGGCGGUGCAUAAAAAGAUACUUCGCAAACUUUUGGAUGAACUGGAAGCCAUAUUUCCUUCAACUACAGCGAAGCAAGAGGAGUACAAAUUACAUUAUCAUGAACGACUCAUGCGGCGUAUAAUGAUUGUUUUUUCCAUGCUGUGUCUGGCGUACACGUCCACUUUCAGUUUUUAUCCGCUUUUCAAGUCCGUUGUAAGGUACAUACUAGGCAUGGGCUUCGAGCGAAAAUUGGGCUUCUACACGUGGUAUCCGUUUAAUACAACCGAAGAUCUAACCAUUUUUUGGUUGACAUACUUGACGCAAAUUCAUGGCGCCUACUUGGCUGGUGCGGCCUUUCUCUCACUUGAUUUAUUGCUUAUUGCAUCUGUUACGCAGCUGUGUAUGCACUUCGACAACAUAUCAAAAUGUUUGGAAGAGUUUGUGGGUGCUGGCAAAAGCGAUAAUGAGCACAUAAAGUUUUUGCAGGAAAUUGUACAACGGCAUGCCAAGUGCUUGGAGUUAACCGAACAAGUUAAUAGCAUUUUCAAUUUCUCGUUGCUGUUGAAUUUUCUUACUGCAUCUCUGACAAUUUGCUUUAUUGGCUUUCAAUUGACCAAUUCCACUUGGGAGGAUAUUUUCAAAUAUGUGAUAUUUUUGAGUGCAUCACUGUUACAAGUUUUCGUUGUGUGCUAUUGUGGAGAUGGAUUGAUAUCCUCGAGUCAACGUGUCGGCGAUGCUGCUUAUAAUCAAGACUGGGUUAAUUGCAGUGUCAAAUAUAAACGUAUGCUAGUCUAUCUCAUUGAACGGAGUCAAAAACCAGCCUCCAUACGUGCACCAACUUUUCCACCUAUAUCCUUUAAUACGUAUAUGAAGGUUAUAAGUAUGUCGUACCAAUUCUUCGCCUUGUUGAGGACAACUUAUGGUAAUUAGUUAUUCUUUGGAAUAAGUCUAAAUGAUCUAUGUCGAAACAAAUGUUAUCAAAAU
This is a messenger RNA of Teleopsis dalmanni, 1245 nucleotides long. RefSeq names its product odorant receptor 67c-like. Gene Ontology annotation, biological process: detection of chemical stimulus involved in sensory perception of smell; sensory perception of smell. Gene Ontology annotation, cellular component: plasma membrane. Gene Ontology annotation, molecular function: olfactory receptor activity; odorant binding. Bases 1 to 1191 code for a protein of 396 amino acids. The transcript has 4 exons. Lineage: Eukaryota; Metazoa; Arthropoda; Insecta; Diptera; Diopsidae. The record is from RefSeq and is a predicted model, not a curated record.